Molecule: messenger RNA, 1762 nt
Organism: Rubroshorea leprosula
Lineage: Eukaryota; Viridiplantae; Streptophyta; Magnoliopsida; Malvales; Dipterocarpaceae
Source: the annotation of a GenBank genome assembly
UCUGAAGUCUUCCAUUAUCAUCUACUCCCCUUCUCUUUCUUCUUCUGCAAAAUCUAGGGUUUUGCCAUUAUUUUCUCCGUCGAUCCUCUGUUGUAAUCCAAGUUCAUCAUCCCAUCCGGCCUCAACAACUCUCUUAUCAUGGAGGGGAUUGAAGAGACCAAUCAGUCCGACGGCCAUUUGACCUCUGCUGCAGCUUUUGUGGAAGGUGGCAUUCAGGAAGCCUGUGAUGAUGCUUGCAGCAUAUGUCUUGAAGUGUUCAGUGAAAGUGAUCCUUCUUCGGUGACCAGCUGCAAGCAUGAAUUUCAUCUUCAAUGCAUUCUGGAAUGGUGCCAGAGGAGCUCUCAAUGCCCAAUGUGCUGGCAACCUAUCAGCCUGAAAGACCCAUCCAGCCAGGAGUUGCUUGAGGCCGUUGAAAGGGAGAGGAAUUUCAGGUUCAAUCCAACAAGAAAUGCAACCAUAUUUCAUCAUCCUACUCUGGGGGAUUUUGAAUUACAGCAUCUUCCAAUGGGUGCAAAUGAUCAUGAACUUGAGGAGCGUAUAAUCCAGCACUUGGCUGCUGCUGCUGCAAUGGGUCGAGCACGUCAUUUUGCUAGGAGGGAAAACCAAAGGAAUAGGUCAUCAGCUCAAGGACGUCCUCAGUUCUUAAUAUUUUCAGCUCAGUCUAAUGCACCUUCUACUGGUCCUGGAUCUUCUUCUCCAACUCAGGGAGGUGAUCGACCAGCCCCUGCGAUCAUAAUAGGUACUCCAUCUCCCCCUCCAACAACUGUGGGAGAAGAAUCUACUGAGCCAAUGACUCAAAUGCCUUCUGCCCAAGCUGAUCAGAUAUCUGCUUCAGCAUCUGGCUCAAGUACUCUUUCAGCCAACCACCAUCUACAUUCAUUGAACAAUAGGAGGUCUCCAAAUCAGCCGUCUCCAAAUCGGUCAUCUCCAAAUGGUCAAGAUAGAGCAGGACCAUCAGAAUUCCAGUCGUUUUCAGAAUCUCUCAAAUCCAGAUUAAAUGCUGUUUCGAUGAGAUACAAAGAGUCAAUUUCAAAGAGUACAAGGGGGUGGAAGGAAAGAUUUUUCUCACGCAAUAGUUCAAUGGCAGAACUUGGUUCUGAGGUAAAGAGAGAGGUUAACGCUGGAAUUGCAACGGUGUCACGCAUGAUGGAGCGUCUAGAGACCAGGGAUAACACAACCACCACCCCUGUGUCAAACAAUUCAGCGGGUAGUUCUGCUUCAGAUUCAAAUAACAGGAGAAUGUCAGAUGCUAGGGGAGGCAAUACUGUCACUGGCACCAAUGUCCAAGCUUCAUGUGCUGCAAGUUCCAGUUCAGAUUAAGAUUUAUUUCAUCGACUGCAUCUUACAUAAAUCAUUUUAUCUUCAAAGAUGUGGAAAUGGAAGCAGAUGGAUGAAAUUGAUGAAGAAUAAAGAAAGCUAGAAACAGGAGGCCUCCUCCACUUGGAUAUAUGAAUGAGUAGAUGAUUGUAUAUCAGUUUAAUUUAUAUAUAUAUAUAUAUAUAUAUAAAUGUUCUUUCUUUUUUUGGAGCCCUAUUUUGUAGGUGCUGCAAUAUUUAAGAUCUUUAUGCACACGUUCAAACAAAUUCUAAUAGGCUCUUUCAUGAGGAUAAUACUAAUAAUUUUUAGCACGUUUACGUAUUGGGUAUUUCGACUUUAACCUCACAUUACAUGAACUUCUUUGAAGACUUUAAAUGCAUGUACCAGUAGAUUGUAGCUUGUUCAUGAACUCUGCCCAGGUAAUCUUGUGCGUUAUCAUCACAUG